CUGCCGGCCGACUUUCUGCAGGAGGAGAAGGAGAAGGUCAUGCAACACCACCGCGAAAUCGUCUCCGUCGACAAUGGCUGCCUUUAUGCUGAGGCCAUGGAUAUGUCGGCGCGGCUCUGCCUGGCAGCAAAUGAUGGUCUCGCCAUGGCUUCUCACGUCAUGCACAGUGCAGAACUCAAUCUCGCUGCGCCCAACGAAACAUCUGCAGAAACAAUCCACAGGACGGUCCGGGUGUGCGUGAGCGCCUUCAUGGCCGCCGACGGCGACUCGUACCAGCGGAAGGUGAGCAGGGAGACGGUGGCCUCGUUCCUGGGCGCUCUGCGAGGCCUCGCGGCGUUGAGCCACAUCUUGCUGGAAGGCGCCCUGGAAGCCGUCAGCCACAGGCUGCCCAUGGAAAGCCUGUCGGAGUACGCCUUCAACUCCGACGUGAUACGCCGAGUUCGAGAGGCAGAUGAACGAGCUGGAGUCCAUGGUCCAAACGGCUCUGUCUCCGGAAAUCUGCAAGAUAGCACUGCCGGUGAUUGUUAAGGGAACUAAAAUUGCUGGAUCAAUUCUGGGGCUUAUGGUGGAUCGUCGAAGGAGAGCAUAUGUGAAGGCACAUAGUAAAAUGGCAUCUUGUGUUCAAAUUUCUGUAUGGGCCUUAGCAGAUAGUAUAAAUAAUUCUUAAGAACAUCUCAAAGAUCUAUCUCAUGGAAUAUAUAUGCAUGUGAACUUUAGUCCAUCAACCUCCUUAUAAGAGAGAGUGAUAUCCUAAUGACGUGAGGGAGAACUCUAAACCACACGUUCAUGCUCUCUCGGCUUGCCAGGAAGUGCUCGGGUGGCGUGCGCACACGACAUGCGCAUGAAUGGUCCGCUAAAAUGAGCUCCUCGUGCUUGUGCAGAUGACUUAUAUAUUUGGUUCAGUUACAAGUCACAAAGAUAAUUCACGUGUCACGAUAUCUCUAUAAAUACCAAGUCAAGUCUAUCUGAUUUUGUUACAAGUAGAGUCGAGUCGAGCCUUGCACCAUAUACGAAAAAACAGCUACUGUUUGCUACCUACUCCUAUACUGCGUAGGGUUCAUACGGUAAUU
This is a messenger RNA of Oryza brachyantha (malo sina), 1070 nucleotides long. RefSeq lists its product as uncharacterized. The record is from RefSeq and is a predicted model, not a curated record. The transcript is spliced from 5 exons. The coding region runs from base 40 to 528 and encodes 162 amino acids. Lineage: Eukaryota; Viridiplantae; Streptophyta; Magnoliopsida; Poales; Poaceae.